Aegilops tauschii subsp. strangulata is the source of this 2388-nucleotide messenger RNA. RefSeq names its product two-component response regulator ORR24. The record is from RefSeq and is a predicted model, not a curated record. Gene Ontology annotation, molecular function: DNA binding; DNA-binding transcription factor activity. NCBI's taxonomy places the organism in Eukaryota, Viridiplantae, Streptophyta, Magnoliopsida, Poales, Poaceae. Gene Ontology annotation, biological process: cytokinin-activated signaling pathway; phosphorelay signal transduction system.
CCACCCUCUCCCUGCUCCCUGCCUCCCCUCUCCCCUGCUUUGACCCUGCUGGCCGGCUGCCUGGCUUUAUCUGCCCGCCACGCCUUUCCCCGCCGCCGCUCGCCGCUUGGAUUUCCAGGAUCCAGCGACGCCCGUCCCCGCGCCGUUCGCCGGGGCAUUAGGUGAUCCGGCCGUGCCGUGUAGGACUUGCGGAGGAAGAUGACCGUGGAGGGGAGGGUCAGCGGCGGGGGGGACGGCGGCGGCGGCAAGGACAAGUUCCCGGUGGGCAUGCGCGUACUCGCCGUCGACGACGACCCCACCUGCCUCAAGGUCCUCGAGAACCUCCUGCGCCGCUGCGACUACCAUGUUACAACCACUGGGCAGGCAGCCACCGCCCUCAGGAUGCUCAGGGAGAACAAGGACCAGUUUGACCUCGUCAUCAGCGAUGUCCACAUGCCGGACAUGGAUGGUUUCAAGCUCCUCGAGCUUGUCGGUCUGGAGAUGGACCUCCCAGUCAUUAUGUUGUCUGCAAAUGGGGAGACGCAGACAGUCAUGAAGGGCAUAACUCAUGGAGCAUGUGACUACCUGCUAAAGCCGGUGCGUCUUGAGCAGCUGAAGACAAUAUGGCAACAUGUGAUUAGGCGGAAUACCAAGAACCGUGGUAGUGACAAUGAUGAUGCUGGUCAGAAGGGGCCGAAUGCUGAAGGUGAGAAUGGUGGUGCUAACCGCAACAAGAGGCAGUCACGGAGGGAUAGAGAUGACAAUGGAGAUGAUGGUGACGAUUCUGAUGAGAACAGUAAUGACAACGGCGACUCGUCAUCCCAGAAGAAGCCAAGGGUUGUCUGGUCUGUGGAGCUGCACCGGAAGUUUGUUGCUGCUGUCAACCAGCUUGGCAUUGACAAGGCUGUUCCAAAGAAGAUAUUGGACCUCAUGAAUGUAGAGAACAUCACCAGGGAGAAUGUUGCUAGUCAUCUGCAGAAGUACCGGCUGUAUCUGAAAAGGAUGAGUAUGGAUGCAAGUAGGCAGGCCAACCUCGUUGCUGCACUUGGAGGAAGGAACCCUGCUUACAGCAAUAUGAAUUCAAUGGAUGUCUUUAGGCACUACAACAACGCGUACGGUAGAUACCGACCAGUUCCAACCAGCAGCCAUUCCCAGUCAAAUAACCUUGUUGCAAGGAUGAACUCCCCUUCUGCAUACGGAAUGCAUGGGUUGCUGUCUCCACAGUCGCAGCCACUUCACCUUGGCCAUGCCCAGAAUAAUCUGGGCACUUCCCUGAACGAUUUGGGUGUCAAUAAUGGUAACCUUAUCAGGGGUGCACACAUGUCAACCAUGGGUACUGGUACUUCUGGUAACUCUUUUGCAAACAUUUCAAAUGGUGCACCACUGGCUCCUACAAAUAGGGCAGUUCAGUCUCUUGAAUCAAACAACAGGCAACACCUUGGUCGGAUAAAUUCGUCUUCGACAGACUCAUUUAGCUCAUUCGCUAGUGAUUCUCCCCACUUUCCAGAUCUUGGAAGAAGUAGUAACACCUGGCAAACUGCAGUUCCGUCCAACAUUCAGCAACUUGGUCAGAACGGCAGCAUGUCCCAAGCAAGCUUGCAUGGGAAUGGCCUUAGGAUGGAACCUGUCUCUAGCUAUGCACCACCAUCAAAUCAGAUUACAUCUCUGGGAAAUGAUAUGCAGAACCAAGUAGCACCACUAGCUAGCAAUACCCUUCCAAUGGUAUUCAAUCAGGGUGCAGCGCCAUUCACCUUUGGAAACAGCACAAACUCGAGAGAGGCGCUCAAUAGCAACCUUGCGUUCAGCAACUCAGGCAUCAACACUUCAUUGCCAAACCUUCGCAUUGACAAUUCGGUUGUGCCGAGGCAGACUCUGGAUGGCGGGAAUACAGGCGGUGUUCCCUCUCUGCAGGAUGGCAAGAUUGAUCAGCAAGCUGUUGGUAAUCAGCUCAAUUACAACAACAAUGAUCUCGUGGGGACAAGUGGGCUGCAAAGGGAGCUCAGUGGUGGUCUGGAUGACAUUGUUGUUGACAUGUUCAGGCCGGAUAAUGAUAAUGGUGGCAUUUUCAUCGAUACGGACUGGGGGCUGGUCUAGCCAGUCGUCUCCUUUCACCAAGUCCCAUGCGCAAGAUUUUCCGCAUUUGUGUGGUGUCUGCUGCUGAUUUGUCCAUCAUGCAAUUGCCUGCUCAAAGUUGUUCAUAGUAGCAAGCCUUCAUCACAAAUGCCUUUUGCAUUUGGUUUUCUCAGUUUAGCGUUCAUGUUCCCGUGUUAGUCGUCCAGUAUUCAGAGUUAUAUUGGGUAACAACUAUGUGCUGUUUGUGUCCGUGACUCGUAUAACUAUCUUAAUUCAGGUAUGCCCUGUUAUCGUAAGAUAUAGUAUGCUUGGUAUGCAAGUGAAUUCUUCGUGUUA